Messenger RNA from Lasiosphaeria miniovina, 570 nucleotides. RefSeq names its product NADH-ubiquinone oxidoreductase-like protein. The transcript has 4 exons. The record is from RefSeq and is a predicted model, not a curated record. The coding region runs from base 1 to 570 and encodes 189 amino acids. NCBI's taxonomy places the organism in Eukaryota, Fungi, Ascomycota, Sordariomycetes, Sordariales, Lasiosphaeriaceae.
AUGUCGAACACGCCGACCCAGACGUAUCAGUUUCCCAGCAAGACGGUCAAGGCCGACUUUCCCCUCAUCGACAAUGACCCACACUUCAAGCGCGUAGUGCGGUAUGCCCGGCCGUCCGACUAUGCGCACGGCGUUGUCGCCGCCGCCUUGGCCCCCGGCCUCCUCUACGGCCUCGAGAAGGUCUCGCCGACGCGCGUGGGAAAGGGCGGCCUUGCCCAGGGCAUGCGUCUCGCAGGGUUUAUCGGCGCAUGCGGCGGCUUCCUCUACUUCUACCAGCGCUCUAUCCUCCGGUUCUACGGCAUGAGCGAGAACUCGCGCGAGGUCAAGAUGGACAUGCGCGAGAUGGUGGACAGGCUCAAGGCCGGCCAGACGCUCUACGGCGAGAGCCAGCUGACGCCAGCCAUGCAGGGCACUGCGGCCCGCCAAUCGCGGUACUCGGCUCUCUUCAUCGCCAUCCUGCCCUGGUUCAACUUUGUGAACCACAACCAGCACGGCGUCGACACGGCCAAGUACUACCAGCAAGCGGAGAGGGAACUGGAGGCUGAGCGCCUGGGCAAGAAGGACUUGUAA